This is a messenger RNA of Caretta caretta (loggerhead turtle), 11378 nucleotides long. RefSeq names its product ATP binding cassette subfamily B member 5 (gene ABCB5). Gene Ontology annotation, biological process: oligopeptide export from mitochondrion. Gene Ontology annotation, cellular component: mitochondrial inner membrane. Gene Ontology annotation, molecular function: ATP binding; ABC-type oligopeptide transporter activity; ATP hydrolysis activity. The record is from RefSeq and is a predicted model, not a curated record. Lineage: Eukaryota; Metazoa; Chordata; Testudines; Cheloniidae.
GACCACAUCCCCUCUUCUAUUAGCUGCUGCCAAGGGAGGAGAGGCUAAAUGCACUUGUCAGCUGUGGCUAAGAAGCAGAGCCCCAUCUGGAUGCAGUACUCUAGAAGAGGAGGGUGAUCUCUUUCCACAGAAAUAAAGAAAAUCCCACCCCUGAGUCAUCGGCUCUUCUCAGAGGGAGGAAGAGAAGAAGAUAGAGCUUGCUCAGCAUGACCAAUGAAGAAUAAUCUAUCCACAUAAUUAUGGAAGACUUUGACAUAGAAAUCGCUGGACAGGCACCAAAGUAUUCUACUAAUGUGGUUGUAGAUGACAGCAGACACAAAGAAAAAGAAGAAAAAAGCAAACCACCUGAAAUCGUUGGUCCAAUCACAAUUUUUCGAUAUGCAGACGGGCUGGAUAUAACUCUUAUGAUAUUUGGAACAAUAGCAGCAGUGCUGAAUGGCGUUUGCCUUCCUCUGAUGUCACUGGUUUUUGGUGAAAUGAGCGACAGUUUUGUGAGUGGUUGUAUAUCCGAGGAGAGUUUACCAAGUUCAGUGAACUGCAGUCAGUCACAAGUGCCUUUUGAAGAGCAAAUGACAGAGUUCGCUUUAUAUUAUGUCGGAAUUGGAGUGACUGCCUUAGUGUUUGGCUACCUACAGAUUUCGUUUUGGGUUUUGGCAGCAGCAAGGCAGACAAAGAAAAUAAGAAAAACUUUCUUCCAUGCAAUUCUUGGACAGGAACUCAGCUGGUUCGAUAGCAGUAAUAGUGGAGAGCUUAACACACGUCUGACUGAAGACAUUAAUAAAAUCAAUGAUGGCAUUGGAGACAAAGUCGCUCAGCUAUUUCAGAACAUGUCAACAUUCACAGUAGGCAUAGUGAUUGGCUUUGUGAAAGGAUGGAAACUUACACUUGUGAUCCUGUCCACAAGCCCCCUCAUAGUAUUAUCAGCAGCAUUUUGUUCUAAGAUGAUCAUCACAUUAACCAGUAAGGAGUUAACAGCCUAUGCCAAAGCAGGUGCAGUAGCAGAAGAAGUCCUGUCAUCAGUGCGAACUGUUGUAGCCUUUGGAGGACAAGAGAAGGAAAUCAACAGAUAUACAAGUAAACUAGGAGAAGCGAAAAACCUUGGUAUAAAAAAGGCUAUUGCUUCUAAACUGUCUGUUGGUUUUUUGUAUCUAAUUAUAAAUGGAUGCUACGGGCUUGGGUUUUGGUAUGGAACUACCUUAAUUCUUGAUGAGAAUACUGGCUAUUCCAUUGGGACUGUCCUAGCUGUUUUCUUCUGCGUAACUUUCAGUAGUUAUUGCCUGGGCACAGCAGCACCACACUUUGAAACUUUCUCUAUUGCUAGAGGAGCUGCCUUUAAAGUUUUCAAGAUAAUUGAUCAGAAACCAACUAUAGAUAGUUUUUCUUCAGAUGGACACAAACUCGAUCACAUAAAGGGAACACUUGAAUUUAAUAAUGUACAGUUCAGUUAUCCUUCAAGACCAGAUGUCCAGGUUUUGAAAGGUCUCACUCUGAAAAUUGACUGUGGACAAACGGUGUCACUGGUUGGAAGCAGUGGAUGUGGUAAGAGCACGAUGGUCCAGCUGCUUCAGAGGUUUUAUGAUCCACAGGAAGGAGUGAUCACAGUGGAUGGACAUGACAUAAAGUCCCUUAAUCUGAGACAUUACCGAGAAUUCAUUGGUGUGGUCAGUCAGGAACCUGUUCUGUUUGGGACAACAAUUAGAAACAAUAUAAGAUAUGGUCGAGAGGAUGUAACUGAUGAAGAAAUUGAGAAUGCAGCAAAAGAAGCAAAUGCUUAUGAUUUUAUCAUGGAGUUUCCUGAUAAAUUUAAUACCCUUGUAGGAGAAAGAGGAGCACAGAUGAGUGGUGGCCAGAAGCAGAGAAUAGCCAUAGCUCGAGCUUUGGUGCGCAACCCUAAAAUUCUCUUGUUAGAUGAGGCCACAUCUGCCCUGGAUACAGAAAGUGAGUCAGUAGUCCAAGCUGCACUGGAAAAGGCCAGCAAAGGUCGAACCACUCUUGUAAUAGCUCAUCGGCUUUCCACCAUUCGGACUGCAAAUGUAAUAGUGGCCAUAGCGGGUGGUGCUGUGGCUGAAGUAGGAACACAUACAGAGCUGAUGGAGAAAAGAGGGUUAUAUUAUUCGCUUGCAACAGCACAGUCUAUUAAAACAGAAGACCAUGAAGAAUCAACAGAAACUAUUACCUUAAAAGAUCAGGAAGAAGUAUUCCCCAUCAAUGGGUUGAUUUCCAAAAGAGCAAGCAUAAAACAUGUUCCACAAAAAGAGGCUGAAGAAGAAGCCGCACCUGAAGAGGCACACCUUCCCAAAGUUUCUUUCCUCAAACUUUUUAGAUUAAACAAGCCCGAGUGGCCUUUCAUUGCACUGGGGACACUAGCUGCCGUUAUCAGUGGAGCAUGUCACCCUAUCUUUUCCAUCAUAUUUGCUAAAAUUGUAACAAUUUUUUCAAUAAAAGAUGAUCCGGAGAGGAUUCAGCAUGAAGCUAACAUUUUCUCCAUCACAUUUGCUGUUAUAGGUGGUGUUUGCUUUAUCGCUUGGUUUUUGCAGGGAUUCCUUUAUGGGAGGUCAGGAGAAAUCCUAACAAUGAGAUUAAGGCAUAUGGCAUUUAAAGCCAUGCUGCGGCAGGAAAUCUCUUGGUUUGAUGAUAAGAAAAACAACACCGGAGCUCUGACAACAAGAUUAGCCACAGAGGCAGCACAAAUUCAAACAGCAACAGGUACAAGGCUUGGUGUAAUAGCACAAAACAUCUCCAGCAUGGGAUUGUCUGUCAUCAUUUCUUUUAUAUAUGGGUGGGAGAUGACUCUGCUGAUCCUAGUGAUGGCGCCGGUGCUUGCUGUGACUGGGAUGCUGGAGACCAGUGCGUUGACUGGAUUUGCCAACCGAGAUAAAAAGGAACUGCAACAAGCAGGAAAGGUAGCAACUGAAGCUGUGGAGAACAUUAAAACCGUUGCUUCAUUAACUAGAGAGAGCACUUUUGAACAAAUGUAUGAAGAAAAUCUGCAGAAGCCAUACAGAAAUGCUCAGAAGAAAGCUCAGAUCUAUGGUUCCUGUUAUGCAUUCAGCCAGGCUUUUAUGUAUUUCACCUAUGCGGCGAGCUUUCGGUUUGGAGCAUACUUAAUUACAGUUGGAAGAAUGACCCCGGAGGGUGUUUUCACAGUUUUUUCUGCAAUUACAUAUGGUGCUAUGGCACUUGGCGAGACGUUAACAUUUGCACCUGAAUAUGCCAAAGCCAAAUCAGGGGCCGCACACUUGUUUGCUCUGUUUGAAAGGACACCAGCCAUUGAUAGCUACAGCCAAGAAGGAGAAAAACCAGCUACAUUCAAAGGAGGUUUAGAGUUCCGUGAAGUGUCUUUCACUUACUCAUCUCGCCCAGAUGUUCCCAUCUUGCAAGGCUUGUCUCUUCAGAUUGAAAGAGGACAAACCAUGGCAUUUGUCGGCAGCAGUGGAUGUGGGAAAAGCACUUCUGUUCAGCUUUUACAGAGAUUCUAUGACCCUCUCACAGGGCAAGUGCUGUUUGAUGGCAUCAAUGCAAAACAUUUGAAUAUCCAGUGGCUACGCUCUCAAAUAGGAAUAGUCUCCCAAGAGCCAGUGCUUUUUGACUGCAGCAUAGCUGAGAAUAUUGCCUAUGGGGAUAACAGUCGGAAUGUGCCAUUGGAUGAGAUACGAGAAGUAGCAAAAGCAGCAAAUAUUCAUUCUUUUAUAGAAGAACUUCCUGAGAAAUACAACACCCGGGUUGGAGAUAAAGGAACACAGCUCUCGGGUGGCCAGAAACAACGAAUAGCUAUUGCAAGGGCUCUUCUCCGGCAACCAAAAAUUUUGUUGUUAGAUGAGGCCACUUCUGCUCUUGAUAAUGAGAGUGAAAAGGUGGUGCAACAGGCCCUUGACCAGGCACGGAAAGGAAGGACCUGUAUUGUGAUUGCACAUAGGCUGUCCACAGUACAGAACGCAGAUGUCAUUGUUGUUAUUAACAAUGGAAAAAUAAUAGAACAAGGAACUCAUCAACAACUAAUGGCAAAGCGUGAAGCCUAUUUUAAUUUAGUAAAUGCACAAACACAGCUCUAAAACAAGGAUAGCCCCUGAGGCCUUCUUUAGAAAUGAGCUGUCAGGAAAAAGAAUAGUUAGCAUGCAGAGGAUGUGAUCUGACCUUAUGGGCUUACCAGCAACUCUUCUUUGGACACACAUAUGCUCCGCAGGACCUGGAGUAGUUUAACUUGCUCAGCGUUCUUGCCUUUGGAGUAGAAAGAUGCCCUUUUUGGGAAAUCCAUGUUGGAGAGGUUUAAACCAUAGGCUGGGGUUUAAUACUGAGUCAGUGGGAACAUGGAUAAACCUCUCUUUCUCAUGUUAUCUGCAGACCAUGUUUCAGUAUUUCCCUCAGGUGGGCUACUCUGUUCCCUCUGCCUGCUCCAUAAAAUAUGCAACUGGACGGGAACUCUUUGCUUUAGCAGAUAUGUAGAGAUGUAGCUAUAAUUAUAAUUAUAUAUCAUUUGAAAUCAAUGUUAGAGUUCUUGUUUUUUUUUUUUAUAAAAGUUGGUUUAAAUCAUUACAUGUUUGCUAUUGUUGAAACUAGUGAUGGGCCUGACCUGAUCAAACAACCUAAAAUUUGUAAAAAGUUUAGAUCCAUAUUCAGGCUUCAUUACAUAAUGCAUCUUGAGUUUCAAUUAGUUACUAAUCCACUAACCCAUAAAUCCCAAUUUAAACUGUUACAGAAUCCCUGCUAGGGAUUUUAAUAGGCUGUAUUAUUUUUAGAUCUGCCAUUGAGUUUAUGGGUAUUUAAGUUUUCCUUCUGCUUCUUUUCUGCAUUAGAAAUAUUGUAUUUUAUUAUUAUUUGUAUUGCCAUAGCACUUGGGAGCUCUGAUCAUGGAUCAGGACCCCGCUGUGCGAGGUGCUGUACAUACACAGAACAAAAAGACCAUAUCUGCCCUCAAGAGCUUACAAUAUAAGUGUGUACAUAUAAGACGAGACAACAAAUGGGUAUAAAAAGACAAGGAAACAAUGAGACAAUAUCUUAAUUUCACUGUUUUUUGUGGAGUCUUUAAGGAUUAGAGAACUGGCUUAGGAAUGUUCUCAGCUCACAACUGAUGGUGGAAGGUACUGAAUCUUCCCAAAGCUUUUCUCCCAAGCGUUUGUCAAGAAUUUGAGUUAAAUGAGUGUGAACAAAAAUCCUGUCCCUCUCAGUUUGCUCAAGUUUCCAUCUCUUGCAAUGUCAUAAUCCUACUAGUUCGCCAUUCCCCAAAGGAAUUCUGCAGCAAUAUGAAAAAAUCAAGCGGUUAUAAUUCUCCUUUAAAAACAAGGCCUUGUCUCUUUAGCAGUCACUUUUAAGAGUGGCCCAAUUUCCAAGAGACAUUUUAUAUUUAAUCAAGUUCUUAUGAUUCUGUUAAGGGGGUUAGGAAAUUAUAAACUAACUGUGAAAGCUGUCAAAGGGUUAAAAAAAAUUUUUUCUUUAAAAUGCUAAAGGCUAAAUCCUCACAUUAUCUGUGCAUCUUUUUUUAGAAAAGCCGCUUAAAUAUAGUCUAAUCUUGGCUGCAAUAUACAGGUUAUGAUAUAUGGGAUCCUUUCAAACUGUGUGUGCUAAGUGUGUUCCGAGUUUGGGUAAAUUUAUCUCCCAAAGGUCUUAGCCCAAAGCGUAACUAAUUCAGAUUCUGCUAUGCAGAGCCUAGCAUAAGUCAGGCCAAUCCUACUGAAAGGUUUAUUUCUACCUAUAGGUGAAGUGACUAAAGCAGCAGCUACAGCUUCCUCAGAUAUGGAUAGAUAGAUAUAUAGAAUUCCCUAUUAUAUCACUUAAUAUAAUGAAGUGUCCUUAAUUCAGAACAGUGUAGACAUUCACAUGUAUAAAAUAUAUAAAAUGCAAAUAUUAACAAUUGAAAGCAAUCUGGAUUAAGGACACUUCAUGGAAGAAUCCAUUCCAUAAAUCCACAAAUAUUCAGGCAGUUUAUGAAGCAUCUAAUCCUACUCACAUAUAUUUCAUCCUGCAUACAGGGAAACAUUAGAUAAGUGUCCCUGUUCACAGCAUGGAAUAUGACAGUAAGAGACAGCUUCUCUACACUGGCCUGCAAGGUGGACUAUGGAGGGGUGAAUUGCACAGCACACCAAAGAAUUGCGCUCUAACUGCCCCCAUGUGGCGGCUGCUGGUGCAAACUAAAAGGUACCUAGUUCAUGGUAAUAGAGUCCCAUUUGAAAGAGGUGUGCUCUGCAAUUCACACCCCCAUAGUCCACACUAUGGCACAGAGAAGACAUAGCCUUAGACAUAGUCUAUUUCUGUUUCUCAAAAUAUCCAGUCUUAUCUUACGAUAUUUGACUAAAAAAGGCUUUUCAACCAAACAAAAUGUACACACAAAAAACAAUUUUCAACAUUUUUCAGGUUUUCAUCAAAAAUAAAAAAGAGUCGAAAUAUUUGGAUUAAAAUUAAACAAACUUCAUUUUCAUCAAAAAUAUUUGGGGAGGGGGGAAUAAUUUCCCAACCAGCUCUGAUUAUUGGACCUCCCACCCAGAACCAGACCAAGUGUGUUCCAGCCCAUUCCAGCUUACCCAGAGUAGUACAUUAGAAGUUCGGCCUCUUUCAUUCAGAUUAACAAAUCAUUUUAUAAUGCUACUCAUAUCAUGCAGUUACUCUUAAUUACCAUGGUUUAUCUUCACAGAUUAUAAAACCCGAAGGGGCCAUUAUGAUAAUCUAAUCUGAACUCCUACACAACACAGGCCAGAGGACUUAAUUUCUGUUUGAACUAGAGCAUGUCUUCUAGACAAAAAUCAGUCUUGAUUUUUUUUUUAAAUUUUCCUCAGAAGAAUCCAGCACAACCCUUGCUAAAUUGUCCCGCUGUGCUGGUUCAUAACACCAUUGAAAUUUAGCCCAGCUGCUCCUCCAUCAUGACAGAAGAGUGGCAGGGCCAAAUCUUCCACCCUAAGAGCUGGUCUACACUAAGGCUAUAAAUUGACCUAAAUUAGGCUACUUCACUUAUGUAAGUUACGUAACUGAAUAUGAGGUAACUUAGAUUGACUUACAGCGGUGUGUACACCGUGCUAUGUCAAUGGGAAAUGCUCUCCCGCCAGCUUACCUUCCGCCUCUUGGGGAGGUGAAGUACAAAUAUCAAUGGGAGAGCGCUCUGUCAUUGACUUAGCAUGUCUUCACCAGACCCAUUAAAUCGACACCGCUGCAUCAAUCAUAGCAGUGCUGAUUUAGCCAAAAGUAUAGGCAAGCCCUAAGUCUGUGAGGAUGGAGGUGGCACACUGAAGUUUUACUUAGGACAGCAGAUUGUCUUGAGUGGCCUCUGAUCCUAGAUCUUUGCAAACUGUGGCUGGAGAAAGCUUUGUUGAUGAAUCCUCACUGUUACCUUUAUUUUCAUCAUCUUUAAUCAUAACCCAGUAACAGCCCUCACAUUGAUGCAUCAUUCCACCUUUCUUGUUCCCAUAAAAACAAUUUCUUAAAUUAAUGCUUCAUGGAUAAAUCCUUGUCCAGUUUAAAAUUAUACAUUUACUAAUUGAUUUAAAAAUAUUGCAGUAUACAAAUUUUCAAAGAGACUCUGCAACAUAAAUUAUAUGUUGUUACAAUUAUAAUGAGAGGGGGACACACAGCUUUUUAUUUAUUUGUACAGUAGCUCUGAACUAUGGAAACUCAUCAAUAAUAUUCUGCAUCAGUUCCAAGUGCUUACCUUAUGUUAUGACCCCCUCCCUCCCCACCAGCCCUUCCCUGCACCCUUUAUUUCACCACUGAAUGCCCAUUUUUCUACUUUUGCCACAAGAGUUCUUUCCACACUGCUUCACAUGCAUGGAGCAUUCUCUGACUUAAGCCAUAAAGCUGUUAUCUUCUCUUCAGACGGAUCCACUCCUACUCUGACACCCACAAUAAAUCAACCAAUGAGUAAAGGAUGAGUGGGUCAGUAGUUGGAAAUACCUGAUUUUACUUAUUUUUAAGAUCCCAACACAUUCACAUACUUUCAGUGAUUUGGAAACCUUAAAUUGUGCAAUAGCUAACCUACAUGGGGUUAUAUUUUCAUUACCUCUAACCCUUCUUCGUCUUGUCAUAUCCCUUACUUUGUCUCAUUUCACUCUUUUUAGGGUGAGGGCUGUAAGUAUGUAGAAAAUGUGUUUGUGGGGUUUUUUGGGGGGAGAGGGUUGUACAAUGAGAUACCUAAGGUAUUACAAAAUUGUAGUGUAAACAGGGCAAGGUAUAUUUUACCUUAAUUUAGCUAGUCAAGAUGAGCCUAGGGUUCCUGUCAACGAGAUAAAUUAGGAAAAAUUACAACUUUCCCUGUCUACACUAGAGUUUAACAACAUGUUCACUAUCAUGUUGUAAAAAUAUACCUUUUUUCCUAAUGUAGACAUGGCCUGUGUCUACCUGAGCACCUACCACAAGGGGACCUCAGUGCUGAUCGGGGGCUUUGAGCACUACCAUGGUGUUAACAGGCAAAACAAUAAUCUGUAUAUUGAGGAGAAGAUAGGAUGCUUCUUUGGUCAGAGCACAGGAAGGAGUCAGAAUGUCGGUCCAACCCUACCACAAACAUCCUGUGUGACCUAGGGCAAGUUACUCAGCCUCUUUGCCUUAGGCCAGAUCUACAUUGCAAAGUUUUGUUGGCAUAGCUAUGUCAGUCAGGAAAAAAAUCCACAACCCAGACCAACAUAACUAUGCCAGCAAACACACACAUACCUAUGUAGACACAGCUAUGAUGGCAAAAGAGUCCUUUUGAUGAUAUAGCUUAUGUCAUUCAAGGGGACAGUUUACCUAUUCCAACAAAAGAUCUCCUUAUGCCUGUAAUGGGCUUUGCUGUUGUAAUGAUUAGUGUAGUAGACAGCACCUCCACCAGGAGAUGGGGCUAUACCUUUAUCUUAGUGUUAAGUUGUUGUCUUGUAUGUUAUGUUGUUGAUAGAACCUAGGGUGUAGCAGGCUGUUCAGUGCUGCCUGUGUGUGCUGGACUUGUUAUUCACAUAGGGUGACCAGAUGUCACAAUACUAGGGGCUUUGUCUUUAGGGCUUGUCUUCACUACCGCAGUACAUCUGGUGAAGAUGCACUAAGUUGACGGGAGAGUGACUCCUGCUGACAUUGUGUGGUGUAGACAGCGCUUUAAGUCGAUGUAACUUACGUCGCUUAGGAGGGUGGGUUUUUUCACAUCCCUGAGCGACAUAAGUUACAUAGACUUAAGCAAUAAUAUAGACAAGCCCUCUUACAUGCGACUAUUUGCCUCCCCCCCCCCCCGCAAAAAAGUGUCCCAAUUUUUCACACUCGCUAUCUGAUCACCAUAUACUUGCAGUGUCCUAAUAAAUAUCCAUGAAUCUAUAAACACGUAUUACACUGUACAGAUGUGCUGUAUCAGCAAAGCCUUUCUAGUGUAGAUUUUACCUUAGUUUCCCCAUUUGGAAAAUAGGACUCAAUGAACUUUGAGAAUCUUGUCAGGAAGAUACUGUAGAAGUACAAAGCAUUUUCAGAUUAAUUUCAGAAAAACAGCAACAUUUUAAGAUCUGUAUUGUCAUAAAAAUACCCUGUUUGAUCUAAUAAAUUCAGGCAUUAUUACCAUAAUUGAUUAAAUGUCUUUGUAACAGUCUUAAAUAGCUGGACCUUGCGACACAACCAAAGAUGUCACUUUCCUUUAAGCAUCUAUUUAGUUUCAUUGUUGCUUUCCUAACUUAGUUCUACCUGGCCAACUUAAAUUUCCAUCAGAACUCUGUAGAUUUCCAUAACCCCUCCUCUUUUUCUUUUUUUUAGGAGAAUAUUUUUUAUAAACAUGACACUCACAAGGUGCUGCAUCUUGACUGUGAUCUUUACAAGUAAUGACUGCAAAGCUAUGACUCUUGAAGAGUCAGGCCUGCUCUUUAUUUAGCCUGAAGGAGAUUGAGUCUCCUCCUCAGUAACUGAGCAUUCUGUCUUUGCAGUAUUCUCCAGUGCAGAGCAUCACCGCUAGACCAGUUUAAUAUCUUGGUUUCCUGCAUGGAAAAGUGCCACCACUAGAUUAGUUUGCAGUGGCACUUGCACUGUGCUAGAUAAUUCCCCAGAAACAGGAUAAAAUAUUUUAAAGUGUGUAAGGCCUUGGCUACACAGGGAAAUUGACCAGCAUAUUUAUUGCAGCAUGGGGAGUUAUCCCAGAAUACAGGUUUCUUCUACGAUAUUUCUACUCACAUUGGUAGUACUAGGGUUGUAUUUCUUUCCUUUAUGGAUUAUUGCUACAGUGACCUUUCGCACCUCACUUACUAAACCGGGAAGGAGCGUAGCCCUAGCACUAUUUAUGCCCAUUUUAGAGAGUGUGGCCUAACAAUAUUUUAUCCCAUUGUGUAACUUGUUUUAAUACUUGUACCAUAAAUAACAUAUACGAUAUAGGAAUGAUAGAUCAUAGGUUUUUAUUAAAGUGAGUUUGUACCCUCAUAAGUCUAAGUUUAAACAGUUUAAGGAACUUGUGUACAAAUCCUCUAGUUGUAGAGUUAGAUUAGCUGCAGGGCAUUUAACAGAGCAAGAAAGAUGUGGUAUAUAGCCUCCAUUGAUUUUUGUAUUUGGCUUCUCUGACAUCCAGGGCAUUUUACCCCAAGAUAUUACUUAAAAUAGAGGAAUACUUCUCCUUUUACCAGAAAUAGAAUUCUAAAGUGUGUACGAACAGGAUCUGUGUAAAAACGAGUGUCCUUUGAGCACUAAGUACCUAGUCUGUACAUAGGACUAAACAUCAAUGAAAAAUGUAGUUUUCCAUGCAUCAGAUCAAAGCAGUAAAAGACACUAUGAAAGUAUAUGCUGUUGCCAUAUAUUCUUCAUCAUAUUUGUUACACCUUUUCUGUUUUGUAAGUAAAAUGUUUAAACUUAAGUGAAUUGAAAUGAUGGAAGACUAAGGGAUCCAAGAAGAAUCAUAGCAGGACAUGUUCAGUUAUCCAUACCAGCUCUAACUUGGCAAGACAGAAAGUGGUUGGUUGGUUGUAGUUCUGGAUAUCUUCAGAAUCCAGAUAUGAUCACAAGAAACACCUGAUUACUUUUAUAUGGGCAGCUUCUAGUUACAUACUUAAUUAUACAUAUAAUCUAGAAACAGUGGGAAAGUGACAGCCAAGUGAGGUAUUCUCACACCAUUCAUAAAACUUAAAGAUCCCUAGAGAUUGAAUUCCUUAGAUUCUGACUACUGGUGAGUGUCAUGUGUGGAAUCAAAUUGAUGUCUUUAUUUUUAGAAGCAUGCUUUUCUUUGAUUUCUGUAAUUAAAAUAAGCCAAUAAAAUGUUCGUUAUACAUGUAUUUUUUUAAAUAGUUAAUUGAUUACUUGGCAACUUUUUUGGUUCCAAAUAUCAUUAACUUUUUUGAAUUUAUAUAUGCAAGUGUUAGCAUUUGGUAGCUAUUGUGUUUUAACCAUAAACAUGCAAUUGAAAAAAUAAAUUUACCUUAAUGCAUUUUGAGUUGGCACAGUAUUUUCAAACCAAUAAACAGUGCCUUAACAAC